This is a messenger RNA of Diachasmimorpha longicaudata, 4788 nucleotides long. RefSeq names its product FERM, ARHGEF and pleckstrin domain-containing protein 1-like. The coding region runs from base 342 to 3398 and encodes 1018 amino acids. The transcript has 14 exons. Gene Ontology annotation, cellular component: cytoskeleton. Gene Ontology annotation, molecular function: guanyl-nucleotide exchange factor activity; cytoskeletal protein binding. NCBI's taxonomy places the organism in Eukaryota, Metazoa, Arthropoda, Insecta, Hymenoptera, Braconidae. The record is from RefSeq and is a predicted model, not a curated record.
AUCCUGAGAUAUUCUGAAAUUCCUUCCAUUUACUCGGCGAAACUGUACGUGACAUCUUUAACAAAGUAGUAAAAUUAUAAAUCGCAAAUUCACCAAUUGUCCAACACCGGGAAACGCUAAUUUAUCCAACAAUUGAAGCAGUCAAAGCCUUUAAAAAGUGCUCGGAUUAGGUCUAUUAGCCUUGACAAGGAUUAGUUCAAUCUGCAAUGAAAUAGUCAAUUGGAGCUGGUCAGUCAAUUCACCUUCGUUGGAAAUUCUCUCAGUGCUUUAUGAUAAACUCCGGGAGCAUAAGAUUAUUUCCACUGGGAUAAAUUAUUAGGGCACAUUAUGCACUGGUAGUAAUGGAGUUUAACACAGAGGCGAAAGCCAUGGGCCGGGUUUUGUUCGACCAGGUCUGCAAACAAUUACAUCUACUAGAAGCGGACUACUUUGGACUAGAGUAUCAGGAACCGAACGGAACAAAGUACUGGUUAGAUCUGGAGAAACCAGUAUGCAGACAAGUUGGUCUAUCCCUGGUAGAUCCUCUCCUAAGAUUCUGCGUAAAAUUCUACACACCCGAUCCGGGCCAACUUGAGGAGGAAUUCACUAGAUACUUGUUUUGCUUGCAAAUCAAGCGAGACUUGUCCCAGGGAUAUCUACAGUGCAACGAUAAUACCGCUGCGCUGAUGGCGAGUUAUAUAGUGCAGGCCGAAUGCGGCGAUUACGUCAUCGAAGAUUACCCAGACCACACGUAUUUAUCUACGUACAAAUUUGUACCGCAUCAGGAUCAGGAACUCGAGCGACGAAUUAUGGAAAAUCAUAAAAAACAUGCGGGUCAGUCUCCUGCAGAGGCUGAUUUAAAUCUCUUGGAGACAGCGCGACGGUGUGAAUUGUACGGAAUGAAAAUGCAUCCCGCUAAGGAUCACGAGGGAGUUCCACUGAAUUUAGCAGUGGCACACAUGGGCAUUAUAGUCUUUCAACAUUACACAAAGAUAAAUACAUUUAGCUGGGCUAAAAUACGUAAAAUAAGUUUUAAACGAAAACGAUUCUUAAUCAAAUUACACCCCGAGGGAUACGGGUAUUAUAAGGAUACUGUGGAAUUUUUCUUCGAAGGAAGAAACGAAUGCAAGAAUUUUUGGAAAAAAUGCGUGGAAAAUCAUGGUUUCUUCCGGUGUUCAGUUGUUAAACGAGUCAUCAGACAGAAAACCAGGGUUCUCAGCCGAGGUUCAUCGUUCAGGUAUAGUGGAAAAACGCAAAAGCAGAUAGUCGAGUUCGUCCGUGAUAACUACGUGAAACGCCAAACAUUUCAAAGGUCCAAUUCGUUCCGGCAGACUAGCGGUGGUAGGGCAUUGCAGGGCUCGGAGGGGGGAGGUUAUCGUGGCGCCACCCCAAGCAGCUCGCUUAUGGGCAGCUCCAGCAUCUCUGCCCACCCCCUCCUGCCUCUUGGCGACCCUGCACUGGGAACCCCGGCACUGUCUCUGUCAUGCGGUUCGAUGACACUGGAUUCUCCGACGACUGUGACGAGUGUCUCGAUGGGGGGGACGAGUCACCGUCGAGACGACACAGCUAUGUCUUAUCGGACGCUCACCUCUAUAGACGUCCAUUCACCAGCUACCCCCAAUCAAGCACAAUCACAUCGUCAUACUAUGGGUGCACAUCAUCAACAGCAACAGCAGCAGCAACAGCAGCAGCAGCAGCAGCAGCAACAACGGAUAACAUCGUCAACAGAUGGGGAUGAAGUCGACAAGAAUGACGAAAAUACGUCAAAAGCCGACAACAACAAUUCGUUCUACAUAAAGGGACAACCCGAGAAGGUACAAAAUAAAAUUGGGGGGAUAAACGUCAACGUUAAUGUGAUAAAGACACCGGAUUUGAGUCCAGAAAAACACAUAAAAAAUGGAGACGUAGAGGACUUGGAAAUAAGGAAGACCAAACGAUGGCCUACCGACAAAGCUUAUUACAUUGCCAAAGAGCUUCUCAUGACGGAGAGAACAUAUAAGAAGGAUUUGGAUGUUAUAAAUGUUUGGUUUCGCGAAGAAGUAUCAAGAGAGUCAGAUCUUGAUGGUGAGCCCGCUGUGGGUCUGAUAGAAUUACUCGCUGAUGCUCAUGGGCCAUGGCUUCAAGAAAUGGAAGCACGUCUAGCCCGCUGGGAGAGUAAUGCACGUCACAAUAUCGGUGAUUUUCUCUACAAUACACUUCUCAACGUUCUACCACUUUACGAUCAGUACUUGGAGAAUUUAAUACCGGUACUAGAGAAAAUGGAGUAUUCAAUGCGUACGUCACGGAGAUUCGAUCAAUUGUGUCGGGAUUUCGAGUCACAGAAGUACUGCUAUUUACCACUAACAUCAUUCCUGCUGAAACCACUCCAACGAUUGCUGCAUUAUAACAGUAUUAUUGAUAGACUAUUAGAUCACUAUCCAAAGGAUCACACGGAUUUUGAGGAUUGCCUAGCAGCAAGGGAUAGACUUGGAGAAACACUUCUUGAAGGGCUUACUGUAUUGAAUCAGGCAGAGAAUCUCGUCCAACUCUGUGAACUGCAGCGAGAUAUCAGUGGCUUUGAUAAUUUAGUGCAAGAGGGACGAAGAUUCAUCAGGCAAGGAUGUUUGCAGAAAUACAGUCACAAGGGAUUUCAACAAAGGAUGUUCUUCCUAUUCUCCGACAUUUUACUCUACACAUUCCGAACUCAGCAACCCACUCAGUGUUUCCGUGUCCAUGGUCAACUUCCCCUGAAGGGAGUGACGAUACAGGACGGUGACAAUAAGACAGGAACGGACUUUGUCUUCGUGAUCCAUGGUCAAGGGAACCAAUCAUUGACAGUGGCUGCUAGCAGUGAGGAGGAAAAAGAACGAUGGUUGGAGGAUCUCAAUAUGGCUAUUGCCCAAAUGGAGAACGAGAGCAAGACACCCUACUUGACCGUAAAAUCAUGCAUUUUAGGUUCUGUCGAUGAGCUUGGCGGUGCUAUCGACUUAGACCGUACCAGUUGUGGUGGUGCAAAAGACUCUCAGAGAAGUAAUACAACAGUCCAUGUGUGUUGGCACAGAAAUACAAGUAUCAGCUACAGCGAUCAACUGCGAGCUUUCCAAAAUCAGCUGAGUGGUUUUCUACUGCGUAAAUUCAAAAACAGUAAUGGUUGGCAAAAGCUCUGGGUUGUAUUUACUAAUUUCUGCUUAUUCUUCUACAAAUCACAUCAGGAUGAUUUUCCACUUGCAAGUCUACCAUUACUUGGUUAUACUGUAUCAACGCCAACUGAGAAGGAUGGAAUCAACAAGGACUUUGUUUUCAAACUACAAUUCAAAAAUCAUGUCUAUUUCUUCAGGGCCGAGAGUGACUUUACAUUUGGCAGAUGGAUGGAAGUAAUAAGGAGUGCCACGCAGCAGAGUCACAUUCCCAUUAAUUUUAAUCGAAACGAGAAGUAUUAAUGCAAUAACAGUGAGGUCAACUGGAGUGCGCAUAUUAUAGCCUCUCACUCAUCGAAAAAUAUGUCGUACUUUUUGUUUAUUUAUCAGGUGUGUAAAUUUUCAAAUUCAAUAUCAUGAUUCAUGUCCAUCGUUGUUGAAUAUUCCAUAUGAUUCCGAGCAAUAGUGGGGGAAUAAAACAUUUAUCUGAUUGUCAUAGAAUACAAUACGAAAUUAACAAUCAAUUAUACUCAAUAUAAAAAGGGUUCUUAUAAAAUAUUGUCCAUCGUUUGCAGUUUAGAUGAUAUUCAGACAAAUGCAUUUAGCCUUCAUUUCCCCACUUUAUAAACAAAGUCUUCGUGUGAAGCAAAAAAUUCUAAAUGAAGUGAAUCAAAAAAAUUGCGGCCUUGAAUCUAUUAAGAGAAUCAAAUGAUCAAAGAAAGAGAAGUGAAAGAGAGACACCAACACUUUUAAAAAAAUUAUUGCUAGGAAAUUUUUUAUAUAAUAUUUGAUAAUUUCGUACGUUAGUCUAAUAACCUGAAUCCCGAGUGAUGUAUCGCAGGGUCAAUUGAGAAAUGUAUAUAUUUAUGAAUUUGACUAUAAUUGAACGAGAAAAAAAUUGCAAUGGGCGCAAUUGGAAUGUUUCGAUUUAUAAUUUGAUAAAUUUACUCAAUUUUCGCUAUGUGUUAAUAUGAGCGUUUAUAUGGGUUGUGUCUUCACUGGAGGACAAUAAUUUUGUUGUGAAUUUUAACAUAUUUUCAGGUGUUGAUGAUUUUUAUAAAUAAGCAGGUGACGAGAAAAUUGUUUUUAAAUUUUUAUACAUUUUUGUCACUAUUUUGCAAAGAGUGUUGAUUAUUAUAUUAAUGGAAUUGCGAUGUUUUUUCAAUUAAAAUAUUAUACAUUAAAAGUAUCCAAGACUGCGAAUGGAAUUACAUAAAGACUUGACAUGAGAAUCAACAAUCAUAUGCAUAGCAUCAUGAAAGGGCAAUAACUUAUUGCAUUUUUUAUUCAUAUACAUAAAAGUUAUUUAUCCGCACAUAUUUACAAAAUGCAAAACAAGAGAUGAAGACGAAGAUGAGCAAUCAGUCAACGAAUAGUUAAAAAUAUUAUUGAAUUUUUUUUUUCAUUCUAUCUGUACUUCUUUGAAUGUAUGGGAGCCGAGAAGUAAAAAUAGAUUUUGUUUUGUAAUUUAGCCGAACAUUCUUUGGAAAUGUAUAGAUAUCAUACUGUUUACCUCUGUAGAAUGACGAGAAAUCUAAAUGGAACGAUGAAAUGACAGAGAAGUUUGAGCGAUGUUUUUCUUCUUCUUUAUUUACGUAAUCAUAAGAGACUUUACUUUCCUGUCCAUUGAACAAUAUAUUUAUAAUGGGAAUUAGAAAAAAAAACAAGAAUAAAUGUUAUCGUUUACCGGGAA